UCCUGGGGUCUGAAUGGCAGCACGUUGGGCUGUAAUUAAGACAUCUUGGAGGCGUACUUAACUCAUGACGUGUUGCUUUUCUUUUCCUCUCGGUGAGAAAGUGGCUCUCCCUUGCCUGCAUCAGGUCCUCUGCCACCCAGAGCCGCAAAGAGACGCUCGGGACACAGACACACGCACGCUGACUUCAGGUGAGCACCAAAAACUUCUUCCCUGCUCCUCGCUGCCCUCCCUUUCCAGCUGCUGGAGAGUCCCGGGAGCAUCUCAACCCGCAGGGAGCUCCGCACAAGUGAAGAAGAUUCUUUUGGCUGUAAAGAUGAAGAGUCUACUUUUUCUGGUGCUGAUCUCUGUCUGUUGGGCUGAACCUCACCCUGGCAACUCAAGUCUGGAGCAUGAGAGAAUUGUUCACAUUCAAGAAAAUGGGCCCCGUCUCCUUGUGGUAGCAGAGCAAGCCAAAAUCUUCUCUCACCGCGGCGGCAACGUGACACUGCCAUGCAAAUUCUACCACGAGCACACGUCCACCGCCGGCUCAGGAACCCACAAAAUCCGUGUCAAGUGGACCAAGCUCACCUACGAUUACCUCAAGGAGGUGGACGUGUUCGUGGCCAUGGGGCACCACAGGAAGAGCUACGGCAGCUACCAGGGCAGGGUGUCCCUGCGGGAGAGCAGCGAGAACGACGCCUCGCUCGUCAUCACCAACAUCAGGCUGGAGGACUACGGCAGGUACAAGUGCGAGGUGAUCGAAGGGCUGGAGGAUGACACGGCAGUGGUGACUCUCAAUCUGGAAGGUGUGGUGUUCCCCUACUCCCCGCGGCUGGGGCGGUACAACCUGAACUUCCACGAGGCACAGCGGGCGUGCGCGGAGCAGGAUUCGGUGAUGGCCUCGUUUGACCAGCUCUACGACGCCUGGAGGUCGGGGCUGGACUGGUGCAACGCCGGCUGGCUCAGCGACGGCUCCGUGCAGUACCCCAUCACCAAGCCCAGGGAGCCCUGCGGGGGCAGGAACACCGUGCCUGGAGUCAGGAAUUACGGGUUCUGGGACAAGGAGAAGAGCCGCUACGACGUCUUCUGCUUCACGUCCAACUUCAACGGUCGCUUCUACUACCUGAUCCACCCCACCAAGCUGACCUACGAGGAGGCCGUGCAGGCCUGCCUGAAGGACGGCUCCCAGAUCGCCAAGGUGGGGCAGAUCUUCGCGGCCUGGAAGCUGCUGGGCUAUGACCGCUGCGACGCGGGCUGGCUGGCGGACGGCAGCGUGCGCUACCCCAUCUCCCGGCCACGGAAACGCUGCAGCCCCAGCGAGGCCGCCGUGCGCUUCGUGGGCUUCCCCGACAAGAAGCACAAGCUGUACGGUGUCUACUGCUUCAGGGCCUACAACUGAGAGAGCCUACCUAGAGCAUGACAGUUGUUUUGGUUUUUUGUUUUGUUUUUUUUUUGAUAAAAUGUGUGAAAGGUUUCUUUUUUUUUUUUUUUUCCUUUUCGGUAUGAACUCAUGCAAGCUACCAAAACUGUGAUAAACCUCUUUUACUUACUGUAAAGAGUCAUUUUCAUAGGCACUCCCUCUCCUAAACCCAUUGGUUUAUUUUUGGUUUUGUUUCAUUUUAGUGGUUUUGUUUUGUUUUGUUUUGUUUUUUUUGUGAAAAUAUCAUUCCAUAGAUAUUUUAAAUUAAUAUAAUUUAAUGGGAGCUCUAGGUAAGGAACUUUUAGAUUCAAAUUCUUUAAGCUAUGUCAUCCCAAAACUAUAAUUUUCAUGAAUGGGGCAUGCAAUAGAGCUUGACAAUUGCUAGGGCACAAUUAUGGAGUGUAAGGCUACUCAAAGCAGAAGCUUUUAAAAGCACAGAUUUUACAUAUUUGUACCAGUUUGAGAAACACUGCAAAUUGAUUAUGACAGGAAUUUUAAAAUAUAACAAUCUUUUUGUUAAAGGGGAUCAGUGAGGUUUCGCAAAGGAAUCUCACAACAAUAUAUGUUAGCAAAUAACUGUUUUCACUGGUUCACAUGGGAACAACAGAGAGUUUAACAAAAGCAGCUAAAACGGUCCACAAAAAUAGGACUAGUUUUACAAUUUCAAACCUUGCCUUCCUGAAAAAAUAAGCUCAUGGUCCCAUGCAUAGGAAGAAGCACAGUUAGUUCUCCUGAACAUUUCAAUUGUGUUUUUGUUGUGUAUAAAUCAUUGAGUGAAUAAUUAUCUAACGAGAAAACUCUUGUUUUCUUCUUAUCUCCAAUUAAAGAUGCCUGAGAAGUGUCGUAUUACCUUUGAGUAGCUUUACUGAGCUAUUUUUAAACUCUUAAAGGCCAUUUGCUAAGCAGCAUAAUAGCAUCUACUCAGGGCAGUUGUAUAAAUGAACUGCUGGACAGAGAAAUUGUAAACUUUAGCAGCUUGAUUUUACAUUAGCCUUUGAAAUGUUAUUGUCUUAAUUAAAGAACAUUACAAUAUUUAAUAUUUCUUAGCUAUUUACACAUCACAAAAAAUAAAAAUUAGAAAAAAAAAUAUUUAAAAUGGUGAAGUCUUAAACAAAGACUAUUAGACAAAAUCUGAAACCAGCCAUUAAGUUUUAAAAGAGAAAAAGAAAAAAAAAACAAAAAGAAAACACUUAAUUUCCUUACAUCUUAUUUGUAUCUAAAAAGUGCACCUGUUUUUUAAACUGUCAAUGAAAUACCAUAGCAUCAUUAGCCCUGAUUUACUUAGCUAGUCCUCCUUAGAGUUAACUAAAUAAAGCUAUUGAAAUACUUCUUUUCACUAAAUCUGCAGUGGUCCAGGCAGAAGAUGUUUACCUAAAUCUGCCAGUGUCAGAGAAUAAAAACACGCACUGUGCAUGGUGCCUAGGAUUUUCAGAGCUGCCUAAAGCACUGGGUCCUCCCUAAGUACCAGGUUGAUGGAAUUUGGGAUUUCCAAUGCAAAACUCAGUUUGGAUGCAGCAGUUCAUGGUGCUCAUCUUCAGAUACCUUAAUGCAAACAGUUUUUCAGAGAGCAGGUGCUCGAGGCUUUCUGAAAAUUUACUCCACUUAUGGUGUCUCAAGCUGGAUAUCCAAAACAAACGAAAAAAAAAGGCAGGGAGGCCACUGAUUAAAAAUACCUUGGUCUCGGGUAAUCUCUUCAACGGGUUUUGAUGUUCUCUAUCCAGUAUUGGUUCUACCACUUAAAAAUUGAGAACUCCUUUUCCUGCUCUACACUUGCUGAACUACAAAGAACUCAGAGGACCAACAUUUGUAUUUAUGCCAUGUUUUAUAGCUGCCCACUGUUUCCAUGAUUUAAAAGAGGCAGAGUGGGAUUUAUCCAACUAGGACACAACCUGUAUGCUUUCAUGGAUGGCUCGGUGUAGCUGUUUUCCCGUGGAUGUGAGUAAAUAAAUCUCUUUCCCAGAGUGGUUGUGGUCCUGUUUUAAGACUCUGUGAGCAAACCAGGAGCUAGAUAUGGAAAGGGGCCAUAAGGUGCAUUUUACUGGAGUUCUUUCCCUUUGAAGCAAAUUUCCAUCCUCCUGGGGAUAUUUGCAUCCUCUGUUGAUAUCUGUUCAUACUUUACAGGUGGAGCAAUCUCAGUGCCAAACCCCUCCCCCGUUUUUUUUAAUCCACUAGGAAUUGGAUUUUCUCGAAACAGUACCCCUUAGCUAUAAAUAGUGAUUUACUAUUCAUAAAGUCCCUAUAACCAUGCAACCUUUUUUGAACAGCCAUUUUUUAAAAUCAAUGCCCAUUUCACACAUUUUCUCAGGCCAUCCAGAGCCUUCUCUGAAACCUUUGGAGAAAAAAAGUGGGAAUGGAAGUAAAAAUGUUAAGUAUCCAACCAAGAUAAGGAGUGGGGUAUGUAAAAGUGGACCAUGAUCAAGAGGAAUACUUGUCAUUCCUCUAUCCAAAUUUCAGAAAAUUUGAAAAAAAAUGCUGACUGUUCUACAGAUUUUCUUCUGAAGUUUGGACAGGGAGGUUGUGGGAUGGGAAAAGCUGUAGAGAAUAUCCAAGUAAUUACCACAGCUAGAUCCAGAGCUGCUGUAAAGAGGGGAGCCUUAUGCAACUGGCUCUACCCUCCCCAAAGAUCUGCUACACCUGGAGGAGGCUGCAUGGUUUUCUUAUUGCACAGAGGUGAAGAGACCCUCAUGAAAUUUUUAUUUUUUUUUGUACCUCUCCAAAGAAACCCCAACAGGGUUUCACCCAGACACAUUUUUAUUUUUUUUUAACUUUUUUUUUUUUUUUGCAGGAAUGGGGAUUAUAUUUUGCCUGCAUUAAAAAAAAAAAAAAUCAAAUAAAUGAAUAAAAAUGUACACAUCCAACCCACUCGUGGGGCUGGCUGAAGUGCCCUCACUGCUAGACCAAAGGCACUGCGGGAAAGGCCAAGUUCAGCCUUUCACCAACUUCUGCAACGCUCUGGAGAUGGCUGGUCAGGUCCUAAAUCACAGCAAUCUCAGGCUUGCUCUUGUUUUUUGCCUUCUGUGUCCACAUCUUCCCCGGGCCGGCCGCGGUCUGGGCGUAGCAUCCCCUGACCCUCCCCUGCCUCCAGCAUCCCCCAAAUCCCAGCCCAAGGAGGGUGGCUGAGCAGGCUCUGCACCACCCACCCAGGGGACAACCCCUGGCUUGGCAGCACCAGGAGGGCAAGGAGGGUGUCCAGAGGGAUGCUGACCACCGGCAUCCCAAUUUGGGUUUUGCCGCCUGUGAGUUGGCGUUGGAGACGUCUCUUGCUGUUGUAGGGGGGUGGGGUUGGUAAUUUUGUUAAUUUCGUGUGUGGAGUCGCAGGGUGUGGGCUCACACCCGCCGUGUUGCUCACCAGAAGCUCGGUAGUCUAACCUGGGAUUAGGUUUAGGUCUGUGUACUGUGCUAUUGUAACAGCUAAUCGAUUGUAGUCCAGUAAAAUGUGUUUGUGUGGGGAAAAAAACACAAAUAAGUGUGUAACAAAAAAAAAAAAAAAUUAGUUCUAAUGUAAACAGGUAUAAAAACCAUAAGAAAUGUAUAUGAUUACCUGAGAAGUGGGCACAAAUAGACAAAAAGACACGAAUUAUAUUUAUUUUUACAGCUAAUGACUCCAUUUCCUUUUGUAACGUCAAAUGUCGGGAUGUUUUUCUUAUUUUCAACUAAGCUAGCUAGGUGCUUGAAUAAAAACUUCAAAAAGCAGCUUAAUAACUGGAUUAAAGCCUGUGCUAUUUUCUGUUCAUGAGAGAAUAUUGUUAACGUCGUGUUCUUGGUCAUUAUCUUCUAUUUCACAAUGUAUCAGAAUUUUAAUGCCCAUGAAUUAACAACAAUUAAAUUGUGUUGUUCUUUCCAAUAUGA
This is a messenger RNA of Parus major (Great Tit), 5248 nucleotides long. RefSeq names its product hyaluronan and proteoglycan link protein 1 (gene HAPLN1). Gene Ontology annotation, biological process: cell adhesion. The record is from RefSeq and is a predicted model, not a curated record. Lineage: Eukaryota; Metazoa; Chordata; Aves; Passeriformes; Paridae. The coding region runs from base 65 to 1378 and encodes 437 amino acids. The transcript is spliced from 5 exons. Gene Ontology annotation, molecular function: hyaluronic acid binding.